This is a messenger RNA of Acaulospora morrowiae, 369 nucleotides long. The record is from the annotation of a GenBank genome assembly. Lineage: Eukaryota; Fungi; Glomeromycota; Glomeromycetes; Diversisporales; Acaulosporaceae.
UGAAAGGUUUUACAAAGACGUGUUGGAAGUUGGCGAAUUCGCGAAACUUGUCUAUUUUAAUGACGUUUGUGUCGGCGCAGUCUGUUGUCGCAAAGAACCAAUCCCGGGAACUUCACCCGAACAAGCAAAGCUCUAUAUUAUGACAUUAGGAGUUUUGGCGCCUUAUCGUAACCUCGGCUUAGGUACCACUUUGCUGAGUCAUAUCUUACAUCAUGCGGCACCCGGAACGCCGCCAGUCCCUAAAUUCACCGAAAUUUAUCUUCACGUUCAAACCUCAAACGAAGAAGCUUUGGCAUUUUAUAAAAAAUACGAUUUCCAAAUUAUAGGGACGGUGGAAGGAUAUUACAAGAAAAUAACACCACCGGACGC